Messenger RNA from Saprolegnia parasitica CBS 223.65, 2838 nucleotides. RefSeq lists its product as hypothetical. The coding region runs from base 1 to 2838 and encodes 945 amino acids. The transcript has 3 exons. Gene Ontology annotation, biological process: proteolysis. Gene Ontology annotation, molecular function: serine-type endopeptidase activity; protein binding. Lineage: Eukaryota; Oomycota; Saprolegniomycetes; Saprolegniales; Saprolegniaceae. The record is from RefSeq and is a predicted model, not a curated record.
AUGGACGACGCCGAACUCGACCCGAUGCAGGAAGACGCGACGAUGGAGGAGGACAUGGAGAUCGCGUCGCCGGCGCCGGAAGCGGGAAGAUGGCUGGCCUCGCUGCAGGAAGCGAUUCCUGCCAUCGUCAUCAUCCGCUUGAUGUCGGUCCGCGCCUUUGAUGGCGACGGCGCGUCCUUCUCGGUCGCGACGGGCUUCGUCGUCGACAAGACGCGCGGCCUCAUCUUGACCAACCGCCACGUCGUGACGCCGGGACCGGUCGUCGCCGAUGCCAUCUUCGUCAACAAGGAAGAGGUCGACCUCGUGCCCAUCUACCGCGACCCGGUCCACGACUUUGGCUUCUACCGCUUUGACCCGUCGCGCGUCAAGUUCCUCAAGCUCCACGAAAUUCCGCUCAACCCGGGUGGUGCGAAAGUCGGCGUCGAGAUCCGCGUCGUCGGCAAUGACGCGGGUGAGAAGCUCUCGAUCCUCCCCGGCAUCCUCGCCAAGCUGGACCGCGAAGCACCAAAUUACGGUACAAGCGGCUACAACGACUUCAACACGUUCUACUACGCAGCCGCUUCCUCGACGAGCGGCGGCUCGAGUGGGUCCCCCGUGCUCAACAUUGACGGCGAAGCCAUUGCGCUCAACGCCGGUGGGUCUAAAAAAGCCGCGUCGUCGUUCUACUUGCCGCUGGACCGCGCGGUUCGGGCCCUCAAGCUCAUUCAACAGAACAUUUUGGACAUUCCGCGUGGCACGUGGCAAACGAUCUUUCGCCACGCAGCGUACGACGAGGUCCGGAAGCUGGGCUUGACCGCCGACGUCGAAGCCGACGUGCGCAAGACGCUGCCAGACGAGACUGGACUGCUCGUCGUCGACCAAGUCCUCCCGAAGGGCCCUGCCUUUGGUCUUCUUGAGCCUGGCGACAUUGUCAUUCGCAUCCAAGGACAGCUCGAGACGACGUUCUUGGCCAUGGAAGCGCUCGUCGACUCGAACGUCGGCAACGUCAUCCCCGUCGAGAUUCAGCGCGGCGGGCGGUCCAUCGUCGUACACUUGACAGUACAGGACCUCCAUGCUAUCACACCGAACCAGUUCCUCGAAGUCGGGGGCUGCAUCUUCCAUUCGCUCUCGUACCAGCAAGCGCGGAACGCAUCGCUGCCCGUGGGUCACGUUUACUUGGCCCAGGCGGGUCACAUGCUCAUGAAAGCCCACAUUGCGCAGCCGUGCAUCGUCGUCUCGCUCGACGGCAAGCCAACCCCGACGCUGGAAGCCUUCAUCGACGCGAUCAAGGACCUCCCAAAUGGCUAUCGCACUGUCAUGCGCUACUUCUUGACCCGCGACCGGCACCGCAUCCGCAAUGCUCUGUACACACGCAACGACGCGGACGGACUCUGGCACCGACACAAGUACGAGACACCGCCGACGCCGCUUGCGCUGCAGUUGCCCGCGUAUCCCGCCGCUCCACUGAGCGUCCCGGGGCUCAACUCGGACUUGGACAAGGCGACAUUCACCAAGCUCCUCUCGUCCCUUGUCAUGGUUGCGUUCGACAUCCCGUGCAUGAUUGACGGCAUUUCGAGCUCAAGCUACAACGGCGUUGGUAUUGUCAUUGACGCCGUCAAAGGCCUCGUGCUCGUGGACCAGAACACAGUGCCCAUCGCACUUGGCGACGUGGUGGUGACGGUCGCCGCGUCGAUCGAGACACCCGCCAAGGUGCUCUUCGUGCACCCGGUCCACAACUUUUCAAUCAUCCAGUACGACCCCGCGCUCCUCGGCGACACGCGCCUCGAGUCGGCCGAGCUCUCGAGCGAAGUGCUUCAAGUCGGCGACCAAGUCGACUUUGUCGGGCUCACGAGUACGUGGACGGUCGUCGCGAUGAAAUCGCUCGUCACCAAGAUCGAUCGGCUCGUCCUCCGCGACUUUCAACCGCCGCGCUACAAGGCGAGCAACGUCGAGGUCAUCCACUUUGACCGCAUCACCAAGUCGGUCGGUGGCAUCUUCGUUGACAGUCGUGGCCUUGUGACGGCGCUCUGGCUCUCGUUCAGCUACCAAGACGAAGGCGGUCGGCGCGAGGUGUUUCGUGGCAUGUCGGUCGACAUCAUCCGCGAAGUCGUUGACUUGUUUCAUACUGGCGCGUCGCCCCGCGCGGUUACUGUGUUGCCGAUUCAGCUGUACACAUACCCCCUCUCCAAGGCCCGCGCCGGCCUCGGGCUCUCGCCGCACUGGAUUCGGGAGCUCGAACAGUGCUACGACGACAAGCGCCAAGUCCUCGCCAUCAAGCGAUGCGCCGCGGGCACGGACGCGUACGCACAACUUCAGAGCGGCGAUCUGCUCCUUUCGAUUGAUGGCACGGUCGUGGCCAAAGACUUUGACGUCGAGCGCCUCUGCAUGGGCAAGUCGCAAGUGCAGCUUGUCGUGCUGCGCGAGCAGCAGGAGAUGACGCUACCGGUGCAGACGAUGGAGCUCAGCGGGUGGGGCACAAGCCGCGUCAUUACGUGGUGUGGCCUCGUCAUCCAGGAGCCCCACUACGCCGUCGUAAACCUCGGCUACGUUCCGGAGGAGGGCGGUGGCGUCUACUGCUCCCGGUGGUGCUACGGCAGCCCCGCGCACAAGUACGGUCUCCGCGCCACCAUGUGGAUCGUGCAGGUCAACAACGAGCCGACGCCGACACUCGAUGCGUUCAUCAAGGUGGUUGAGAACCUUCAGAAUGGCGCGUCUGUGCGCAUGAAGACUGUCGCGCUCAACACCAAGCCCAAAGUGCUCACGCUCAAGACCGACUACCACUACUGGCCAACGGUCGAGCUGUGCCGCAAUGCAGACUCGGGCGACUGGGCCUACGUCUUCCACCCGAACAAACCGUAA